CGCUUUUCUGAACUGCACCCACGUGUUAUGUUGUGUUGUUAGAGGUUGGAAAUUUAAUACUUCUACCUUCUUCUGGACAGUUGUUGAAUUUUUAGUCUACUUGACACACCGACACCCUCCUCCCUAACAUGUCCGGGGACAGCAGCGUGUCCUCGGCGGAGGUGGUUCUGGGUUUCCUGGAGGAGGCGGAGUCGUGGCGGCUGCUGUCCCCACAGUUCCCCAGUAAGGUCGGGGGGAAACCGGCGUGGCUCAGCCAGAGAGGCCUGCCCUCACUGCUCGGGCUGGAGUGUGAGAUAUGCCGUCUGCCUAUGGCCUUCCUGCUGCAGGUGUACGCACCCAUUUCUGGUCAGGACAGAAGUUUCCACAGGACGCUCUUUCUGUUCUGCUGCAGAACUCACGAGUGUUACGCAGCCAACGACAGUCGCUGUAUGAAAGUUUUCAGAAGCCAGCUACAGAGAAGGAAUGAGUUCUACCCCUACGACCCUCCACCAGAGGAUGAACCCCCCAGUGGUCCUGAACCGGACCAGAGUGUGUUGUCCGUAUCUGGAGUUAAACUAUGCUGGGUGUGUGGUUGCCCCGGCAACAAAGCCUGCUCCCGCUGUCACAGUGUAACCUACUGUGGAAAACACCACCAGACCCUCCACUGGAAACACACACACAAGAGGGAGUGUGGCAGCCAAGAAGCACCAACUGUCACAACCUCGACCUUCCUCUUCCCUGAGUCUGAGCUGGUCACUGAACCUGAGGAGGAGGAAGAGAAGAAGGAGGAAGACACAAAGGAGGCUGAAGAAGAAGAGGAGGAGGAGAGGAGUGCAGAUUGUCCCUCCCUAGCAGACACUCUGGCAGAGACGGACCUGGAGGAGAUGGCUAUGCACGAGACCGAAGACAACAAAGUGUUCCAGCGGUUUAAAAAGAGGAUCGCACCAGAGCCUCACCAGGUGGUGCGUUACAGUCGAGGCGGCUCCCCCUUGUGGGUCUCCUCUCAGCACAUCCCUUCAGAUGAGGAUAUCCCACCAUGCACCUGUGGCGCCAAGAGGAUUUUUGAGUUUCAGGUGAUGCCGCAGCUGUUAAACAGCCUGUGUGUGGACUCGACAGGAGCCAGUAUCGACUGGGGGACACUGGCGGUCUACACGUGCUCUGCCAGUUGUAACCAUGACGACGAGUACCGCCUCGAGUUCAUUUGGAAACAGGACUUCAGCUCAGAUCAACACGCACAGAUGAAACCUACAUAACAUCUGACACACUGACGCCUGUGAAAGCUCAGACUGGUGUUUUACUCUGUCUGAUGUCACUGCCCACUUGGUGGACUGAACACGUGCUGCUGCUCUUGUAACUGAUUAAACACAGAUAAAAUUAAAAACCUGUGUGAAGUCCAGUUGACAGAGGGGUCAUACUCCUCCCAUCAAAACCAUCAAGGACAAUGAAGAUGUUUUUUAAGGGUCAAGAUUAAUUGUUCUGUUAUUUCAGACAAUCAAACAGGAAUUCUGGUUUCUUGCCACCUCCAAACCUUUUCUAUUAUACUUUUAGAUUCUGGCUGUCAAGAGCAAUUAAUCUCUGUUAUUUUUAACUUACAGAAAAGUAACAAAUUAAAGGAAAAACCAACAUGAAGUGUCUUCAUGUGGAGUCAGGCCACCACAAGCCUCCAGAAAAGUCUGUGGAACUGUGUUUGAGAGAUGAACACCAUCCCUCCUCAGAUAUUCCCUCCAGGGUUCCCAUGGUCAUAGAAAACCUGGAAAAGUAAUGGAAUUUCACAGUCACAUUUUCCAGGCCUCGAAACGUCAUGGAAUUAGUAAAAAUCGUUGAAAGUCUUGUAAUUUUGUAGUGUGUAAUGAAGAUGUUACAGUAAUCUUCUGUGGAUAAGUAUAUGGUCACUAAUAUAUGGUGAUGUGUGAUGUUUUGUUUACCAUUAUCAUUUAUUUAAUCCAAAAUUCCCCGUAGGUGUUCAGCUGGGUUGAGAGCUGGUGACUGAAAGCCAUAGCAUUUUGUUCAUGUUGUCUUUAUACUGAGUAAUCCACUUCAUGAGCCCUGGUGCACAAAAGCUUUACAUUGGAUGAGUUUCUCUGCUCUUUUAAAGGUUUUUCCUUUAAUUUGUCCCUAAUCUGUGUGUGCUCAGUGGGUUGUGCCCAUGUUUAGAACUACAUACUGUAAAUAGUCAGUAAAAAAAAUACAGUAUGACCCUGUGCCUUAUCAUCACACAAUAAAGAUUUUUAACAAAGUUAUCUGAACAAACAUUCAUCUGAUUUUCUGCUUUUUUCAGUGGUUCAAAGACAGAUAAUAUUUAAAAUACUAGCAAAAUACUACCUGCCAUUUAUAUCUCCCAUUGAGAUUAUUGCAAUGUUAUCUUAAAUGGCUGGUAUGAGUUAAUUUCAGAGUUACAAACAUCACAAAAGUCAGAUCUGUGCUACAUGAAGAAAGUCACUUAUUUAGCAAAAAGUAGUGUGAAAAGAGACUAUGUAACCAUUAAACGGAACAAAACAAGGGACAAUUACAAGAUAAUGAGAAAUUAUAAAACAAGAAAAGCAAAGCACAAGCAGGGCUUGACAACAGCAUCUGUUAAAUGCGGGGAGAAUUUGGCAGUGGCGUGUAACAAUCCCUUACUAGCCACCUUGGUGGGUUGCAUAUAUAUAUUUAUAGAGAGGACACUAAUCAAACUGAUUAGACAAAAUGAACUUGUUCUCUGCUGCAUAGAUUUUUUUCUGUUUUAUUAUUUACUGUAGUUGUCAAUGUAAACUUGUGCUUUUUAGUUAAGUUUUAUCUUGUCAUUUAAUCUUCCACACCUUUGCACCUCUUAUGCAAUAAAAACCUACUCUUUA
Molecule: messenger RNA, 2813 nt
Organism: Epinephelus lanceolatus (giant grouper)
Lineage: Eukaryota; Metazoa; Chordata; Actinopteri; Perciformes; Serranidae
Gene: pdcd2
Product: programmed cell death 2
Cellular component (GO): cytoplasm; nucleus
Source: RefSeq, a predicted model, not a curated record